Molecule: messenger RNA, 3355 nt
Organism: Ananas comosus (pineapple)
Lineage: Eukaryota; Viridiplantae; Streptophyta; Magnoliopsida; Poales; Bromeliaceae
Product: transcription factor LHW-like
Exons: 10
Coding region: 203-2824 (873 amino acids)
Biological process (GO): regulation of DNA-templated transcription
Molecular function (GO): DNA-binding transcription factor activity; protein dimerization activity
Source: RefSeq, a predicted model, not a curated record
CUCUAUUCCGGUUUUUCUCCCAAGCGGUCCAAAGUCCAAAGCCCGUCGCGCUCCGAACCCGGUUCGCUUCUGUUGCUCGCCACUUUCCCCUUCUCUCCCUCCUCGAACUCCACUCCGCGAGAGGAGCUCGAGAGAAGCGGGGAGAGAGAGAGAGAGAGAGAUUAGGGUUUCCGCUGCUUCGAGAUUCGUGCGGGGGCUCGUAAUGGCGCCGCCGGAGCUGAGGGAGGCGCUCGGCGAGCUCUGUGGCGGCGGCGGAGGCGGCGGGGAGUGGUCUUACGCGGUGUUCUGGCGCGCGGAUCGACGCGAUCCGGGGUUGCUUAUAGUGGAGGAUAGCUACUAUGAAGAUCAAGUUGGAGGAAUGGUUGGGAAGAUGAUUAAUCAUUUCCACAUAAUUGGGGAAGGAAUCAUCGGAGAAGCUCUAGUAAGUGGGAAAUGUCGGUGGAUGUAUGCUGAUACUGAUGGUACCGGCUUGAGUCAGACCAACCCCAUUGCAAGUCAAGAAAUUUUCCAGGGCAAUACUUGGUGGCAACAUCAGUUCUUGGAAGGAAUAAAGACUAUUGCAGUAAUACCUCUGCCAUCGUUUGGCGUAGUGCAAUUUGGUUCCACCAGAAAGGUUCCUGAAAGUUCCGAGUUCAUCAACAAAGUUCAGGAUUUACUUAAGCAACUAGGAAGUAUGUCAGUUUUUCUAAACAACGGUUCUUAUAAGGAUAUUAUUACAUAUAAUCAGCCUGCGGCACUUGGCUGUGCAAGCUCUUUGGGAGAUAUCUUUAAGUGUUAUAAUAGCACCAGUUCUCUACAAAGCAAGACGGACAUUGAUAAAAUAUCGCAUACACAGUUGUUGAGACCUCCCUUUUUGUCUUCAGCUGAUUUCUCCAAGGGGUCUUUUAAUGCUUUUGGAUGUUAUGGCAGUGGCAGCAGCAUAAAUUCUUAUAUGUCAAGCUAUAUUGGUUUAUCUAAAGGAUAUUUGAACUUUGGGAACUUCUCUUAUCAAGCAAAUAACCAAUCACAUCCAGUCAAUGCCGAAACUCAUGCGCAAUUGGCAUCUAGAACACUACCCAGUUCUAUUUUUUCUCAUAACAAAACUUCUACCUACUUAAACACACCUGGUAUCAGCGAGCUUACUAAUCCACCUAUGAUGGGGGAGAGAUUGUCAUCAGGGAUGGGAAUGCAAGGGUUUGCUAGUGUUACUUCUUUGAAUGACUUUCCUUGCCUUGGAGUUUCAUCUUCGUCCUGUAGCGCAUUUGGAUCAUGCAACACAAUUUCCAGCACAAGAUCUCAAAUCAACGAAGCAUGCCUCCCUAGUAUAGAGAAGUUACUAGAUUUUCAGAAUUCGUCGAUCUGCUCUUAUUCCAUAGGCAACCUAUCUGGUGCAGAAUCUCUCGACAAAAUCCCUUCCUUUACUCCAGAAAUUCCAAAUACUUGUCUCACUUUAUCCGAGGUUCUUAUACCUGAAAAAUCUCUAUUGUUUCCUGCCAAUGAGAGUGCCACUAACUUUGCUUCACAAAUGAAUGAGACUCUAUUGGAUGUUGCUUCUGUUUCAGCGGGUUUGGUCCAGACUAAGGGCAAUGGUUGCAUCGAAGUGAUUAGUAGUAAGCUGACCGAGGAUCCCACUGCAUGUGUGUUCAACUCACUUGGCAGAGGAAGUAACGAGAACACUUCUACAGCACCUACUCAACAAGCUGCUGACAAUGACUUGUAUAAUGAUAUGGUAUUUGAACUCAGUUCCAACGCCCUCAUGCAGGAAUGCUUAGAUGACAUUGUCAUCCCAGAAUUUGAGAAGGGAUCCAUUUCAGGUGGAGAGAAAGACUUGUUUUCUGAGCUGAGUUUUGAACAAUUAUUAGAAGCUAUAGUCGGAAGUAAUAAUAUUAAUAAGACUCCGGCAUCUGGUUCUGUUCCUAUUAAUGUUAAGGCAGCAUCUGGCAAUAAUUCAGAGCACAAACUACCUACAGCUGUUACUGUAGGUUGCCCCUCAUUAUGUACUACUCAAAUACACGUUGUGAACCAGUCGGAUAAGGUCAUAACUGCACCCUCCAAGGAAGCGUCUUCGAAGUCACAUUUUAAUUUACAGAUUGAUGACAGUUGCAGCAUGAAUACUGGAAAUUUGAAGGUUAAUCAGCCGAAGAGUACCGAAGAAGCUGUCAAAGUUGUUAAGAAAAGAGCUAGGCCUGGAGAGAGUACUCGACCAAGACCCAAAGACCGACAGCUGAUACAGGAUCGCGUGAAGGAGUUAAGGGAGAUUGUCCCCAAUGGUGCAAAGUGUAGCAUUGAUGCUUUGUUGGACCGCACGAUCAAGCACAUGCUAUUUCUACAAAGUGUGACCAAGUAUGCAGAAAAAAUUAAGCAAGCUGAUGAGCCGAAAAUGAUCGGUGACGAGAGCGGUGUUGUCUUGAAAGACAAUUCAAGCGGCAGCAGCGGUGGCGGUGCUACCUGGGCCUAUGAAGUUGCUGGUCAAACCAUGGUGUGCCCUAUAAUAGUCGAGGACCUCACACCACCUGGCCAGAUGCUCAUUGAGAUGCUUUGUGAAGAACGAGGGUUCUUUCUUGAAAUAGCGGACAUUAUUCGUGGAUAUGGCUUGACAAUCUUGAAGGGAGUGAUGGAGAUUCGUGAAAGCAAGAUAUGGUCACGGUUUCUAGUUGAGGCAAACAGAGACAUAACCAGGAUGGAUAUAUUUUUGUCGCUUGUUCAACUACUGCAACAAACUAAUAGCAUUCGACCUAACGAGCAGCUAACGAAGGUUAUGGAAGGUGGAGGAGCGUCCACAUUCAAGAAUUAUCAGCAAUCGCCCAUAUCGAUUCCAGUUGGUUUGGCUGAUAGAGUGCAGUGAUCACCGUAAUCGAGCUGGUUUAGAAGCUACUUAGAAUGGAAGGAUUGUGGCAUAAGAUACCACUGUUUCGGCAUUCAAAUUCGGUGGACAUAACACGCCGUCGAAACGCCCUGGCAGUGGUGAAUUCGCGUAAACAUGAUCGAUCAAUCAUCACAAGAUGCAAAAAGAUAAGCUGUUACCGGUCGAGUUAGCGAAUGUAUUCAUGCAUGGGAAACAUAAAUUCGCGGGACGGAGAAGCUGCUGAGUUGGGGGCUUAGGAAUGUGGUAGAACUUGUUUGUGGACCUGGAGGGAUGCAGCUCUUAAGAUUUAAGUUAUAGUUAUGUAGGCUCUUGAGGUUGCGACCAUUCGGUUCCUGUUGUUCAUUAACCUGUUUAUAAGUAGUGUUGAUAAUCCGGCUUUUAAUGGCAUUUCAUGUUGUUUGACAUCAGUAAUUUCUCUUUAUGGUUAUUCACGUUAAACUGAAAAAUGAUUAUGCCAUCGCUUCGCGCACGGUACAUGCUACAAAUCCAAAACUAGUGUGAUUUUUUUCA